Molecule: messenger RNA, 2609 nt
Organism: Daucus carota subsp. sativus
Lineage: Eukaryota; Viridiplantae; Streptophyta; Magnoliopsida; Apiales; Apiaceae
Product: glycerophosphodiester phosphodiesterase GDPDL3
Exons: 9
Coding region: 109-2352 (747 amino acids)
Biological process (GO): lipid metabolic process
Molecular function (GO): glycerophosphodiester phosphodiesterase activity
Source: RefSeq, a predicted model, not a curated record
CUAUCACCUGUGUUUCUGUGCUGGCUUCUUUACUCUCUGUCUGAAAGACUGAAAUAAAUCUCAUACUUCCCAAGACAAAUCAAGAACAACAGUCAAGUCUUCAACACAAUGCUCAACUUAAAGCCAGCAUCUCUAAGCUUCUUGCUGCUCUGCUUACUUGUGAUCUCAGCUGCUCAGAGAUCUCCAUGGAAGACAUUAAGUGGAGAUCCGCCGUUAGCCGUUGCCCGUGGUGGCUUUUCUGGCAUAUUCCCGGAUUCCAGUAUGAACGCAUACACCUUGGCAUUAAUUACUGGCUUACCUGAUAUGGUAUUGUGGUGUGACGUACAGUUAACUAGUGAUGGAGCCGGGAUCUGUUUCCCGGAACUUACUCUUAACAAUGGUUCAGACAUUGGGGCGCUUUUCAACGAAAGCAGUAACACCUACCUUGUGAAUGGUGUUAGUAGAACGGGAUGGUUUUCAUUGGAUUUCACCCUAGAUGCGCUCGUGAAUGUAUCCUUGACGCAAGGAGUUUUCUCUCGGUCCAAUCUGUUUGAUAGUAGCCUCUUCCAAAUAGUUACUGUCGAAGAAGUGGCUAGACAAUUGAAACCCCCUAGUUUGUGGUUAAAUGUUCAGCAUGACGCAUUUUUCAGCCAACAUAAUUUAAGCAUGAGAAGCUUCGUGAUAUCUGCAUCUAGAAGUGUUAUCGUGAAUUAUAUUUCAUCACCGGAGGUUAACUUUUUGAGAAGUAUCGUCACACGAUUCAAACCGAGCCCAACCAAACUUAUUUUUCGAUUUCUCGGACAGAGUGAUAUUGAGCCUUCUACUAAUCAAACCUACGGCUCUCUGCUGAAGAAUCUUACAUUUAUUAAAACAUUUGCUUCUGGAAUCAUAGUUCCAAAAACUUACAUAUGGCCUACAGAUAAAGAUCUAUAUUUGUUGCCUCAUACCUCAGUCGUCUUGGAUGCUCAUAAAGAGGGACUUGAAAUAUUUGCAUCUGAUUUUGCAAAUGAUAUACCGUUUGCUUAUGAUUACAACUAUGAUCCUGUAGCAGAGUAUUUAAAUUUCAUUGACAACGGCAACUUUUCUGUGGAUGGCGUGCUUUCUGAUUUUCCAAUAACCCCGUCAGAGGCCAUAGAUUGUUUCUCUCAUAUGGACAAAAACAAUUCUGGACCAGCAAUCCCUUUGGUCAUUUCACACGAAGGAGCAAGUGGAGAAUACCCUGGUUGUACUGAUUUAGCGUAUAAACAGGCUAUUUCAGAUGGCGCUGACGUUCUUGACUGUCCUGUCCAAAUGUCUAAGGAUGGGGUACCAUUUUGUUUAGGCUCUAUAAACCUUAUAGAUCGAACCACUGCUGCUCAAUCCUUCAGCAACUUAGUAGUUAACGUCCCUGAGCUUAAUACUGAGGGAAUAUUCUCCUUCAAUGUCAACUGGAGUGACAUACAAACUCUGAAACCGGUGAUAUCAAAUCCCGAUCUAGGCGCAUUUUUGUAUCGGAAUCCUAGAAACAAGAAUGCUGGAAGUUUUGUGGCAUUAUCCGACUUCUUGGCCUUGGCAAAUAAUGCAACAUCUAUAUCUGGUGUUUUGAUCCGCAUUGAGAAUGCAUCCUACCUAGCAGAAAAACAAGGACUGGGCGUGGUAGACGCUGUUGUCGAUGCAUUGAGCAAAGCUGGUUACAAUAAUCAGACAAACAAAAAAGUAAUGAUUCAAUCUUCAAAUAGUGCUGUUCUUAUUAAACUCAAGGAAGAUAAAAACAACUAUGAGUUUGUUUAUGAGGUUGAGGAGGAUAUCCGUGACGCCUUGAAUUCGACAAUUUUGGAUAUCACAAAAUUCGCCAAUUCUCUGGUUAUCAACAAAAAUUCCGUGUUUACUAAAAAUAUUGGAUUCCUCACUGGUGCUACAGAUGUUGUUUCAAAGCUGCAAGCAUUUAAGCUACCUGUCUAUGUACAACUUUUUCGAAAUGAGUUUUAUUCUCAAGCAUGGGACUUCUUUUCUGAUGCAUAUGUGGAGUUGAAUUCAUUUGUUGCUGGUGCGGGGAUUGAUGGUGUCAUUACUGAUUUCCCUGGGACAGCCAACAAAUACAGAAGGAACCCUUGCUUAUCUUUAGGAAAGGAUACACCAAGUUACAUGACUCCCGUAGGUCCCGGAAGUCUCUUAACAGUCAGUGAAACUCAGCCACCAGCUGUAGCUCCCAGCCCGGUCCUGGAUGUGUCUGAUGUGACGGAACCCCCAUUUCCUUCUGUUGCCGCAAAACCAGACAGUGAUACUGGCGCUACAGCACCACCGCCUCAGCAACCAAGUGGGCAAGCUAAAGUAGUUGCAGGCAUUUUCCUGUCAAACAUUGCUAUUAUUCUUGCCACUGUGUUGCUAAUUUGACUGCGGAACUCCCACGUAAUUUUUUGCAUAUUCCUACAUUUUCGCUGUUCUGUAGCUCAAAUUUUCAGAUGUUUGGAGCUCAGAUGAAUAUGGUUUAGUUAUCUGAUGUUCGAAGUUAGUGUCCUACUGUAGGUUCAUUCCUUUCCCUUGUAAUUUAAGAAAGCCCUUGCUGAGUACAGGGCUUGUGUAUAAAUCUGAGUACUAUAACACUAUUAUUUUUUUAUUUAUGGUAUUGGCAUUAUUCUUUGGCUGUAAAA